AAUGGCAGGCGGCGAAGGGUGACGCUCAGGAUAUGGCGGCCGAAGUCGCCCAGCCCGGGGACGUGUCGGGCUGCCGGCUAGCCCCGGUCGGUGCCCGGGGAGCGGAGCAAGUGCCUCAUUAGUGUUCGCACCCACCAGGCGGCACAGCAGGCCCUCGGGGAGAGCGAGCGUCGCGGCCAUGGCUUAUCACUCGGGCUACGGAGCCCACGGAGCUACCUCCAAACCUGCAGGCUCCAAGCACAGGGUCCGGACAGCCCCAGACGCCCCGGCCCUCUUCGACGACACGAGUGGCGGUUACUCCAGCCAGCCCGGGGGCUACGCGGCCUCAGGGGCCGACGUGGCCUUCAGCGUCAACCACCUGCUCGGCGACCCCAUGGCCAACGUGGCCAUGGCCUACGGCAGCUCCAUCGCAUCGCAGGGAAAGGACAUGGUGCACAAGGAGCUGCACCGUUUUGUGUCCAUGAGCAAACUCAAGUAUUUUUUCGCGGUGGACACUGCCUAUGUGGCCAAGAAGCUAGGGCUGCUGGUCUUCCCCUACACGCACCAGAACUGGGAGCCGCAGUACAGCCGUGAUGUGCCUCUGCCCCCGCGGCAAGACCUCAACGCCCCUGACCUCUACAUUCCGGCCAUGGCCUUCAUCACCUACGUCCUGCUGGCCGGGAUGGCGCUGGGCAUUCAGCAAAGGUUCUCCCCCGAGGUGCUGGGCCUGUGUGCCAGCACCGCGCUCGUGUGGGUGGUCAUGGAGGUGCUGGCCCUGCUCCUGGGCCUCUACCUGGCCACGGUGCACAGCGAGCUGAGCACCUUCCACCUGCUGGCCUACAGCGGCUACAAAUACGUGGGGAUGAUCCUCAGUGUGCUCACAGGGCUGCUCUUCGGCAGCGAUGGCUACUACGUGGCGCUGGCCUGGACUUCAUGUGCGCUCAUGUACUUCACUGUGCGCUCCUUGCGGACAGCAGCCCUGGGCCCCGACAGUGUGGGGGCCCCAGCGCCCCGGCAGCGCCUCCAGCUCUACCUGACCCUGGGAGCCGCCGCCUUCCAGCCCCUCAUCAUAUACUGGCUGACCUCCCACCUGGUGCGGUGACCCCGGCCCCACAUGGCACUGAUUUUUUCCGAACAUUGAAAACGUGGUUUCCUUGA
This is a messenger RNA of Lepus europaeus (European hare), 1137 nucleotides long. It is a transcript of the gene YIF1A, whose product is annotated as Yip1 interacting factor homolog A, membrane trafficking protein. Lineage: Eukaryota; Metazoa; Chordata; Mammalia; Lagomorpha; Leporidae. The transcript has 8 exons. Gene Ontology annotation, cellular component: COPII-coated ER to Golgi transport vesicle; Golgi membrane; endoplasmic reticulum membrane. Gene Ontology annotation, biological process: endoplasmic reticulum to Golgi vesicle-mediated transport. The coding region runs from base 179 to 1081 and encodes 300 amino acids. The record is from RefSeq and is a predicted model, not a curated record.